CUUGAUCGUGCACAUCAAUUGUUCGCGUAACCUUGAAAUAGCGUUUGUGUGUCAACUAUGAGAAAAAAAUGAUCAGUUUUAAAGUUUUGCUACUCUCACUGCUAACGGUGAUUCUAACGAAGCCAACAACUCAACUUCCGAAAGAUCCUCUUCCAGCGGUUGUGCAGCCACCCGAGACGAUCACUGAUAGCAAAGAAAACAACACUCAACCGAACGAUAAUACAAAAUCUAGCGAAAGCUUAGCGGAGGAAAUACGUUCCAAAGCCACAGGAUCCGAACAGAACAAAACAGAUGUGGCAAAGACUUUAAUCCAGCUGGGUAUCAACACAAAUAAAUCGAACAAUGCAUCCGAUCCAAAAGAACAGACGUUGAAAGAAGUACGUGAUCAGAUUCUCCAGAGUGCAAAUGAGGAAGAAAGUUUGUUGCAGCAAUUACGAGAAAGUGAUUUACUAAAUGCGUUCCACGAAGCGAUCGAUAAUAAUAUCAUCGAUCCAAGUUUUAUUGAAACGUUGGCCUCAGUUGAAGAACCACCACUGAUUACUAAUUACACCCGAGAUACUCUGCUAAUCAAGUCUAUACGAGAGGACGCUAAUUUCACUUUCGGAGAUCAUGUGUUUUCGUGGAAAACGUUGAAACAAUCCAACAAGUCUGGGCAUGUAGUCGUCGGUCUAAGUGAGAAGAGUAUUGUAAUUCUGUGCGAAGUUUCCGGGGAAUUUUUGUUGCAACAAGAGAUACCCAUGGAAACGGUACCUACUGCGUUUGAAGUGACCACAGUGUGGGAUGCAACCGAAGAAACAUCCGUGAGUUGUUUAGUCGUGGCCACUGAAAUGGUGUUGAUCUGGUACACAAUGAGAGCUAGGACCAACUUUGCUCUAGAAGAAGAGUGGCGAUGGCCAUUGCACAAGAUGACUACGUUGAUCAAGUUCAUGCGUCACAGAGACGUUGAUAUGAUGUUACUAGUAGGGAAUCAUCCGAACAAGCUGAAAACAGUUUCUGCCACUCUGUACGAAUUUAAUUUCCUUCGACAACAGUUUUGGUUAAUGCAGAAACUUAUCCUACAGUUCCCUUGUAAAUCGAUUGGCCUAGUCAAUGUUGGUAACGAGUUCUUGAUUGCGUUCCCCCAGAAUAACACCGCUAUGAUUUAUACAUUUGAAGUAGGAAAAGAUUACCGAAGCAAGUUCAAUCUAACGGCAAACUUUUCUUCGGAACAGGUCAACUCAGUGCAAGCUUUUCAAGUAGGACGAUUCGCGUAUAUUGCGAUCGGUGGCAAAUCACCGCAGAUAUUACGUUACUCGAACGGAAACUUCACCUCACAGUCCGUUCCGACUGAAGCAUUGGAAACCGUUGAGGCAUUCUUCGAGAUACCCACCCGAACCUAUCGCGACGAUUUGAUUCUGUUGGUUCAACAUCGAUUGGCUUUUUCAACGCAUGAAAUUCAGCGUUUGGAAGUCCUGGUGUGGAACGGGGAAUCCUUUGAUAUUCGUAGUAACAUUCCCUGCUACGUGGAAGAUGAACCGAUCGAUUUCGAAGUUUCCUGCAUGUUGGAUUUGCAUCAACCAACCGGAAUUGCCGGUUCCACGAUCAUACAACGAGAAAAGCUAGUUUCUAUGAUAAUUCCGCGCUACAAAGCUCAUUCCAGUCUAUUUCAUAUCGAAAUCAGUAUGCUUUCCGGAGAGAAUCCUAUUACUAAAAAAGUGCAAGAAAUACACGACACGAUUGAUGCAUUUACCAAGAUUCUCGCUUAUCAGGACACCGUGAUUAAAGAAGCUAUGGAUAGAAUUGCUGCCGCGGAAAACCUACAAUCGGAAUUGUUGCUGGAAGACUGUAAACUAGAGAGCGUGGAAGCUGAGGCAGUCUACCUUAACGACGUUCGUUGGCCAGACGACAUGAUUACAAUCGGUGAUGUGCCCUGGACCUACGAAGACAGUACCGUUGAUAUUGCAGCGAUCGUUCGCGAAAUGGAAUACGAAGAAGCUCGUCUUCUCGAACUGGAACAAGAGCUGAGAACAACGAUCAGGAGAAACGAUCAUUCGUUUCCAAUCGAUAUGAACCAACCGCUGUACGUAGAGGGACGUUUGGAAGUCAUGGGCUCCUUGGUGACCGAUAAUUUGUACGUCGAUCGAUUGGAGGAUGGGCCGGUGCCAUCCUUGCAACAAAUGGAAACAUUAGAAGAGUUGCAUGUUGAAGAUCUGCAAGUUCGUCAUCUUAAUUUUGAGAAGUUCAAUGGUAUUCCAGCGAGUGAAUUGGUGUUCAAUCUGGAAGAUAAAAUAGUUCUGGACAAUAAGAUCAUUUUUGAAAAUACGGUGGUUGCUGAGAAUGUAAUUCUACCCGAGGGUGGAACAGUAAAUGGAAUUGAUUUGAGUGAGUCGAUAGUGUACUUCAACGACGAGAACCGUGUUUGGAAAAACCUAGCGUUUGACCAACUGGAAGUUUCGGGCGAUGUUAUAGUGAACGAUUUGAUUAACGGGCGUAAGUUUGACAUGGAAGAAAUCAACACCAAGCUCCACGAGAUGGCCUCACAGCCGACAGAUGUCCUAACGGCUGAUACUCUGGUGUUGAAUGGUAGCUUGAAUUUCAAAACCAUCAACGGAAUGCCUUGGAACGAGAUUGUUCAGAAUAUUAUUCUUAAAAACAAUUUGAAUGGGACAGUGAAGCUGAACAUCGAAGGCAACUUGAUUCUCGAACAUCCGAAUAUUUCCGUAUCACAUCUCAACGAGCUGGCCUUUCCGGAUGACUAUCUGCUAUCCAAUGCCCCAACGGUCUCGAUCGUGACCGGUCACAAACGGUUCAUCAAUACAACUUACGUUAACACGUUGGACGUCGGUGAAACGGUGAACGGCAUCGAUUUGAAGCAAAUCAUCACACUGCAUGAUGAUCAACACAUUCCAGGCAAUGUGACCAUCGGUGAGUUGCAUGUGCUUGAUCAACUCGACAUACGAGGUACUAUCAAGGGCGAUCAGUUGGAUCAGUUGCUUCAUAGUCCGACGUUGCUGGAAGCAAAACACAUCAAAGCCGGCUGCCACUUCCGGAAACUGGUCGUUGAUGGACCGGUAAUUAUUGAAGAAGUGGACGGAAAGAAUCUGGAUGAAAUGCUUAGCGAUGUGGUGUACGAUACCGAGCGUAAUGUGGAAAUUGUGGGUCAAAAACGGUUCAAUUCGGUCGAAUUCCUCAAUGGCGUUACCAUCCAGUCCGGUAUGAUCAACGAUGUCAAGUUGGAUAGUUUCAUUACUCGCAGCACGGAACAGACACUUUCGGUUGAGGAGAUAAGUGGCGAUAUAUUCUUCAAAAACCUAACCCUGGAUGGGCUGUUUUUCGGCUUGAAUGCUACACGGUUGGACAAAGAAUCGAUCAAACUAUUCGGCGAUCAGCAUACCGAGGCAACAUUAGUUUUUGAAAAUCCCCCCGACUCUUCGCGUCCGGAUAUUGAGGCCAACGAGCUAAGAAUUGGAAAAAUGUUAAAUUCUAAAACAAGAUCCGAGUAUUUGGACAGCGACCAGGACGAACUGAUAUUCAGUGGUAAUUUGACACUACCACAUUGGAAUGUUGAUACGUUGCACCUGAUUGCAUCCAGCAUCGAUGGUCCAUCGAAAAUGAUCAACAAUGUCCAUCUGCCAACGUUCGAUAGUGUACGGUUUAGUUUGACAAGACCGCAGCAGAUUGACGUACCGUUCUACAUAGACAAGUUAACGGUAACCAAAGAAGCGUAUGCGUUAUUCAUCAACGGGGUAGACGUUCGCUAUCUAAAGAAAAACAUGCAAACGAUUCGGAACCUCAAGAAUAACGUUCUGGAUGAGGACAUCUACAUUGAAAAUUUGUUCAUAGAAGGAGAUCUCAAAGUUAACAUGCUGAAUGGCAUCAACUUUGACCAGCUACUAGAUGACGUAAUUUGGUUGAACCGUCCGAAUCGGAUUCCCGGUACGGUGAUUUUCGAAGAUCCGUUGUAUUUUGGCGGUGACCUAACGGUCCUAGGACUGGUUAAUCAAGUGAACUUCACCGAAUUUCUGGAAGACGUAGUAUUGAAGUCCGAUGAGGUGGUGGAGUUCUUUGCUCCCAUGAUAUUCGAAAAUGGCUUGGUGGUCGAAGGGAACCUGGAUACGCCAAGGAUAAACGAUAUUUGCGUAAAAGACCUUAUUUUGAAGAACCAAACGGUUUUCCUUAGUGGAGAUGUGGAAAUAGUUGGAACACUGUAUGUCGAACAUCUCCUGGUUGGCGAUCGAUUUAACGGUCAGCCUAUCCAGGAUCUGCUGCAGAUGUACGAAUAUGACGCAACACGAGAUGUGCAUGUGAUCAAAAAUGAUAUGUACUUCGGUAACGUGUCCAUCGAAUCAUUGGAUAUAAGCGGCGGGUUCAAUGAAAUUCCAAACAUAGAACACCACCUGAGUUCGUUGAUCCGGAAGAAUCAAGAUUAUAACUUUACCGAGCCGAUCGUUUUCAAGAAAGAAGUAAUAUUCGAGCGUGGCUUAUUUAUUGACGUGCUAGAUGGAAUGGAUGUAUCGAAUCUGCAGCAUGAAAUCUUUCUUACCGACCAAGAAACCCCUGUGGAGUUCCACGGAGAUGUGGUCAUCUUGGGACCGACAUACAUAGAAACGCUGACCGUCGGUGGGGAUCUGAUUACGCCAAAUAUCAAUGGUUUCGAUCCAGAUUUUUUACUUAAGAACGCGGUGAUGAUAAACGAAGAUGCCAAAUUUCAUGGGAGGACUAUUUUUGCACCGGGAACAUUCGAUACACAACAUAUCCGGGCAGAUUACAUCAACGGUUUGCCGGUAAAUAAGCUAAUUACCUUGAAUACCGAUCAGGCAAUCGACGGUACUUUGUAUGUUGAAAAGUUGACGAUUACUCAGCCAUUGGAGGUCGGUGGACUGAUCAACGGAAUCAGUUUUCCCCUUGAACGAGAAAACACAUUGAUGACUUACGGCACCCAAAACAAUCGUCCUCCAACGGUUCCCGAUUCGACCCAAGUAAAGAAAUCGUUCGGAGAACCGGUAGAAAAAAAGCUGCAGGACUUUCAGUCGGAGUUGCGAUCGGUCUGCUCUAGAACGCACGAUUUGCUAAACAAGACUAAAAGUCGUGUGUACUUCUUCAAUUACUUCGUCCAACGACAGGUCAUUGAUGAGCACAAAGCAAUAAAAUCUUUCUAUUUUUUCGAUCAUAUCGGUUAUCAUUUCCUAGCAGUGAACUUCGAAUGCAUUAGUCAUUUCUAUCAAUGGGAUCCGACGGGAGAAAUGUUUGUUCGUUUGUACGAAUUUCACACUGGACCGGUGCGGGAAUGGAAAACAGUGAUUAUUAGUGAUCUAGCGAUAUUCUUAGUGACUCUAUCUUCGAAUGAAGGAACCACAUGUCAAUCAUAUGGCGUUAACGUGUGGUUGUUCACAGGGGAACAACUGAAACGUACUUGGCAUACCGUUGAGUCACUUCCGAUUCAAGCAAUCGGUUGUGAUCCACAUAAAUCGGAAAGUUUCUUCGUGUUAAAGAAAAACCAAAUGACGGAAUACAACGUUAAUGGAAAGAUUUUGGUGCAAUGGAAACUACCGGACAGCAGGCUUGAUUACCGGUUUCUUCCCCACGAAGCUGGACUUGGUCUGGCUCUCAGUAAUGGCACACAUCUUGUAUUGUUGUCGACCCUGAACAAAAGUAAGGCAACUAGUCGAACUAAACGAAACAAUAGAGAAACCGUUGGAAUGGCUUUGUUCUCUUCACAAGCUAUGUAUGAUCGGAUGCACAGAAACUACUCAUCGCAAAGUACACGCCACUCAAGAGAUAAAUCGUGGAUCAUUACUGAUAUGUUCCAACCAGACUUUGUUAUUGAGAAAGAACCACACACGUCAUUCGACGUUCUACCGUAUCACAAAACUACACUCAACCAUUCGACAUCAGCAGAGUCCUCGUUUGUGGAAGCUAAACAAUCCAGAGAGAUGCUGCGGGACGGCAUCGAGACGACAGAAAAUAAAAGGUUCUCCGGACGAAUCAAUGGGGACAUAGUGGCCUUCCGAGUAGGGCCAUCAAACAUGACACGCCAUCUGGUAGCCGUUUCUACGGUUGUGGAUAAUGUCAUCGAAGGCAGCCAUGAUGCUAUCAAAAUCUACCUGGACAUACUGAACGGACAGCUUUACCAGGUGCUCCGCUGCCGCGAACCGUCGGGUUUAAGUGUGCUAGAACUGCGGGAUGAGACCAUUCUAGCCUUCAUAGAAUCACGCCAAACCGUACAGAUCUAUACCUAUCAGGACGUCGCUGGAUUCGUGCCAACCAGCAGCUUUCGAUUGACAGCCAGCGCGAUUCAGAUGACCGGCAUUUCGCUCCCACUGCCAAAUCAAUUCAUGUGCCCCGUGCAUUAUCUGGCAAUUGCCACUGAACAGCAGAAGCUGGCACUACUGAAAGCCAAAACGCAAGGCAAUUGUGGGUUAGAAGUGGAUCUGGACUGUGAUUUUGAAAAUUAGGGUAAGCUUGAAUGUAUUUUCAUUGUUUUAAUGAAUUGUUUCUGGUAUAAUAAGUGUGGAAUUGUAUGAACAUUUUCGGCUGUGUGAUAGAAAUUGUAGGUAUUUUUUAUCCAUUCAUGUACAGCCUCGAAUUAACAAUACACUGCCUAUCAACUAAGCAGAAGCUGUUAGCUAUGACAUGU
Molecule: messenger RNA, 6616 nt
Organism: Malaya genurostris
Lineage: Eukaryota; Metazoa; Arthropoda; Insecta; Diptera; Culicidae
Gene: fs(1)N
Exons: 6
Coding region: 69-6434 (2121 amino acids)
Cellular component (GO): cell surface
Molecular function (GO): heparin binding
Source: RefSeq, a predicted model, not a curated record